AACUACUUGAGUGUUGGACAAUCCAUCUAUUACUGGGUCGGGUCAUUGCCAUAACAAACCCUGCAAGUUUAGAAAAGGCAGAUCCUAUUUAAAGGCACAUAUUUCGCUUCAUGUUGCCGUAACCAAGAUUCAUACAACCCUGUUCGUUUUCGAUAUCUUUGGGCGCGGCCUUUCAAAUUUCAAGCCCAACUCACAUAAAUACCUAACUUAGCCCCCAUUUGGUCCAAGUAUCACCGGGAUAAUGGCUAGUGAUAAUUCCACUCUCGCGGCAAGCGAGAUCUCAGCCGCCAACGUGACAGAGUCAUUAGUAGCCAAUCAGGCUUUCACCGAGAAACUCGCCAACCUACCAGCAAUCCUUUGGGAUAAUGGGAACUUCUUCUUUUUUGAGGGCCGUAUAAUCUUUACGGCAAUGGCUUGCAUUUAUCUAGGAUCUCAAGCCGCCCUUCGUCGCCCUCCGUCUGCAAAUCCAGCCAAGAAGGGUAAAAAGGGAGGUCGGAAAGACCAAGAUAAGGAAGACGAACUUGUCCAAGGUCUUGUGCCUUCUGAUGCUAUCUUGCUUCCUAUAAUGGCGGGGGCGGUACUCACUAGUCUCUACUACUUGAUUAAGUGGCUUGACGACCCGGAGAUCCUUAAUAAGAUACUGAGAGCUUACUUCUCGAUUAUGUCCCUAGUGGCUAUGGGGAAGCUUCUUGCCGAUUUACUGCAUUACGUCACUGGAUUUGUCUUUCCUACCGUAUGGCUUGCGAAGAAUGGCAGGCUAUACCACAUUGACUCUUCGAAAAAGGGUCAGUGGUCUGUCAACGACAACUCCACCGAACAAGUAUGGGACAAAAAGAAGAAAAGCCCCUUCCCAUAUUGGUGGUCUGAGUUGAAUGCUUCCGACGCUACGAACAAUCUACUUUGGGAGAUCCGCCAUCUACUUACGGAGGAAUGGACUAUUCGCUUUUCCGUCCACGGCAUUACGAACCAGAAGUUCAAAGUCAAGUUCAACGAUAUCCUUGGCAUUGUCCUUGCCAUCCAUGUGAACAUAGCAUACUUCAUGACGCAGUCAACCUUUCUAUCCAACCUAAUGGGUUAUUCGUUCUGUUACACCGGUAUCAUGUUGUUGUCUCCUACCACAUUCGCCACCGGAACUGCUGUCCUCUUCGGGCUCUUCUUUUACGAUAUUUACAUGGUUUUCUAUACCCCUUACAUGGUGACCGUCGCUACCAAGCUUGACGUUCCGAUUAAGCUCAUUUUUGAUGGGCCUGCCAGAGCUAGCAUGCUCGGCCUCGGCGACAUUGUGCUUCCUGGCAUCUUCGUCGGGCUUUGCCUGCGCUUUGAUCUCUAUAUGUACUACUACCGGCAACGAAAGUUCGUGCCGGUGGAGUUAAAAAGCAAGGAUGAAACAUCAGGCCAAGUUGUCACUAAUACAGAGACGCAACGUAUGGUGGUCAAGCCCGACUACAUAAACCCCCAGGGACAGUGGGGAGAUUGGUUCUGGAGCACAAGGUUUGGCAAAUUAUCGGCUAAUGCUACACCGGCAUUGAAAGCUACGACAUUCCCUAAACCAUAUUUCUACGCUGCUCUCGUCGGGUACCUGCUCGCUAUGAUAGUCACUUUGGUUAUACUCAUAGUCUACCACCACGCGCAACCAGCAUUGCUGUACCUUGUUCCUGGUGUCGUUUCCGCUACUUGGACCACGGGCCUAUUCAGGGGGGAACUUCGAGAAAUGUGGGGCUACACAGAAGAUGGUAGCCUGGAUACCGCAGAUACAAUAGUGGAAGUUGAUGGCGAUGGAAAUGUCGUCAGCGUAGUUAAGAACAAGGUUGACGCUAAGGAUAAGAAGGGUGAUGAUAGCAAGAAUGAAGAUGAGGCGAAAGAUAAGAAGGAUGACGGGAAGGAAGACACGCAAGCUGGAGAUAACGUUUUCCCUGAUACCCAAUCGAUCACGAAGGACGUCCCCUCGAAUGGUGAGGCUGACGAUAACAACGAGACUAGUCCUGAUAAGAACGAGAGUUCGAUAGUCGAGAAGAAGGUUAAAGGUUAUUCUGUUUUCCUUUUCUCGAUCGAGGUCCCAGCACCUAGCGAGGCUAGCGAUUCAUAGAAAGGCAGAGAUCCCAUGUAAUAUAGAGGUAUCUAGGUACUUGCAGCUACAAAUGCUAAAUAAGUACAUGUGUAAUACAAUGUAGAUACCUAGUAAGUGCCAAUGGCAACAAUUCAUCGCAUCAUUCGGUG
This is a messenger RNA of Daldinia caldariorum, 2217 nucleotides long. RefSeq names its product signal peptide peptidase-domain-containing protein. Gene Ontology annotation, biological process: membrane protein proteolysis. Gene Ontology annotation, cellular component: lumenal side of endoplasmic reticulum membrane; membrane; cytoplasmic side of endoplasmic reticulum membrane. The record is from RefSeq and is a predicted model, not a curated record. The coding region runs from base 242 to 2086 and encodes 614 amino acids. Gene Ontology annotation, molecular function: aspartic endopeptidase activity, intramembrane cleaving. NCBI's taxonomy places the organism in Eukaryota, Fungi, Ascomycota, Sordariomycetes, Xylariales, Hypoxylaceae. The transcript has 2 exons.